This is a messenger RNA of Pelagomonas calceolata, 996 nucleotides long. The record is from the annotation of a GenBank genome assembly. NCBI's taxonomy places the organism in Eukaryota, Pelagophyceae, Pelagomonadales, Pelagomonadaceae.
UACAAUGCCGUCUUACGCCGCGACGUCCACUCCGUCCGGCGCCGCCUCCACAUCGUCGGGCCCCCCGGCCGCCUCGGGCUCCCACAAGCCCGCGGCCUCGGGCGUGAGGGACACCUGGAAGAUCAACACGCCGAUCACGACCAUCAUCUCGAGGUGGCCCGGCAUGUUGCCCGAGUGGGCCUGCGUCGCCAGCUUCAUGCCCAGGAACGUCAGGACGCCUCCGUAGACGACUCGCACGACCGUGUACGCGAGCUGGAUCGGCCCGCAGUUGCACGACGUGCACACGACGCACAGCAGGAGCCAGCCCCAGAUCAUCCGGAAGAAGGCCCACGUCACGCAGGCCGUCACGUGCGUCAUGCCCCGCGGAUUCGUGCCCAUGCCGAUCAAAAUGGCGAUGAGCGACAUCACCGCGAAGAGCGCGGCGGCCAUGUUCGCGCACUUGGCGCCGUCGCCCCGAUACCGGUCGCCGAGCUUCGCGGCGAGGCCCAGGUCCGCCGCGCCGUUCACCAGGAUGCCCGGGAUCACGAAGCCGCGCAUGGCAUUCUUGGCCGGCCGGUGGAGCAUGAGCAUCGACACCGUCGGGUACUUCCGAUUAAACUUCCGGCAGCUCGCAUCCUUCCGCUCGAAGGACGCCUUCGCCUCGUCCGAGCUGCAGCUGAUGCCGGCUCCCGCCCAGAUGCCGCUGCCGCACAGCACGGCGGCGAACCACAGGAGUCCGACGACUAUCAUGGGCUUCUUGUACCAGGUCCGCCAGGCGGCUUGGUCCGGUUUUUGCACGUCGUCGGCCUUCUCCGACAUUCGCAGACGACGGAGCUGCCGGGCGCCGCCGCACAGGUCUCGGGCUGCCCCGCGCCGGGCAGCACUUGGACAGAGGGCGCGUUGGGACUCGCCGUCGGCUGCCCGAACUCCAGCUAAGGCGGAGGUGCGUCGGUUGCCGAUCCAGUGCCGGCAGAAGAUGGCAGAGGCUGCCAAAGCUUUGACAGAGGCAGAGCGCUG